CGUGAGAGCCUUUUCUUCCAGGCAUAGUUGAUGAAGCUUCAGUCCUUCACUUUUGUUCUGUAAGGAAUGAAAAGUUUGAAACAAUCUGUCUCAGACAGAGCUCAGGCCGGUUGUAGUUAAUUCACCAGAGUGCUCUUCAACAUAUUUGAGAUGGUCCGUGAACAGUACAGCACGGCCACGGACGGUGCCCACAUAGAGAGGCCAGAGGACCAGGACGUCUACAGCAUCGGCAUUUACGGCUGGAGGAAGCGCUGCCUCUACUUAUUUGUUCUUCUUUUACUCGUCAUCCUCGUUGUGAACUUUGCUCUUACAAUUUGGAUUCUUAAAGUGAUGUGGUUUUCUCCAACAGGAAUGGGUCACUUGCAUGUAACACAGGAUGGACUUCGCCUGGAAGGGGAAUCGGAAUUUUUAUUCCCAUUGUAUGCCAAAGAAAUACACUCCAGAGUGGACUCAUCUCUGCUUCUACAGUCAACUCAGAAUGUGACUGUAAAUGCGCGCAACUCAGAAGGGGAAGUCACAGGCAGGUUAAAAGUGGGUCCCAAAAUGGUAGAAGUCCAGAGUCAGCAGUUUCAGAUCAACUCCAAAGAUGGCAAGCCGCUCUUCACUGUGGAUGAAAAGGAAGUUGUGGUUGGCACAGAUAAACUUCGAGUAACUGUAUUCCCUAAAGAGGAAAGUCUGCACAGUGUGAGAAAGACUCCUGAGAUCCUUUUGGAACCAAGACGGAGAGAUACAAAUUACUUGCAAGCUGCAUCUACAGCCGCUAAGCCAGGGACAUGCCCCAAGCCAGGGGUGGGGGCUAAGACAGGCACAGCCGACCUAGGGCCUGAAGGAGCACUCUUUGAACAUUCAGCGGAGACACCUCUGGUCAGAGCCGACCCCUUUCAAGAUCUUAGGUUAGAAUCCCCCACACGGAGCCUACGCAUGGAUGCCCCAAGGGGUGUUCAUAUUAAAGCUCAUGCUGGCAAAAUCGAGGGCCUUUCUCAAAUGGAUAUCAUUUUUCACAGUAGUGAUGGAAUGCUUGUACUUGAUGCUGAAACCGUGUGUUUACCCAGGUUGGUGCAGGGGACUCAAGGUCCCUCUGGCAGCUCGCAGAGACUCUAUGAGAUCUGUGUGUGUCCAGAUGGAAAGCUGUACCUGUCUGUGGCUGGAGUGGGCACCACGUGCCAGCAGCACAGCCAUGCCUGUCUCUGAGGAGCGCUUCAGCCUUCCCACUCGCUAAGGGGCACGGUGCCCACCUGUAGACCCAGCCGGUGCAGGGGACAGAGGACACACUUGCCAGAGGGACUGAGACAGAAAAAUGUACCAGGGAGUGUUUGGACAAAACUACAUGACCUCAAAAUGGCACGUGGAUGUUAGACACAAAAGUAGAAUAUCAAAAGACUGUGUUCAUUCCACCGCACUAACUUUCUUCAGAAUAAUUUCAACUUUUCCUCACCUCCCUUCCAUCUCUUGUACAUGUCAGCGUACAAUGAAAUGCUGAGUUGCUGUGUGGAACUAAUUUAUGAUGUUUGGCUGGGAAUAUGUAAUGCCCUGUAAAAGUAGCACUAGUCAAUACUAAAAUGCCCCCGAAGCUUUGUACAGUGUUUGCUUUCUGUCACGCAGACCUCAAGUCCUUCCUUCAGUUUAAUACAAAGUAUGUCAGGUUUCACAAGAAAAUCUUCAGGUUUUGAAAGGACUUUGGGGUUGAUCUGAUUUUUAAUAUGUAGUCAAAGGAAUAAAUUACACAAAAUAAGUCAUGCUUUCUAUAUAUUAUAUAGUCAAUGAGCAAUAAAAGUCAACCUACAUUUUUCACAGA
Cynocephalus volans (Philippine flying lemur) is the source of this 1795-nucleotide messenger RNA. RefSeq names its product sarcoglycan gamma (gene SGCG). Bases 151 to 1191 code for a protein of 346 amino acids. Gene Ontology annotation, biological process: heart contraction; cardiac muscle tissue development. The record is from RefSeq and is a predicted model, not a curated record. Gene Ontology annotation, cellular component: sarcolemma; sarcoglycan complex. The transcript has 9 exons. Lineage: Eukaryota; Metazoa; Chordata; Mammalia; Dermoptera; Cynocephalidae.